AUGUCGCACACUUCCCAGAAGCAUCGGGACUUUGUGUCUGAGCCUAUGGGUGAUAAACCAAUCACAGCACUGGCCGGUAUUGGAGAAAUUCUUGGCGGCAAAUUGGAAGAACAAGGAUUUGAUAAGGUACUUUGCCUAGAAUAUUUGUUGAAUAUCUUGUAG
Molecule: messenger RNA, 162 nt
Organism: Staurois parvus
Lineage: Eukaryota; Metazoa; Chordata; Amphibia; Anura; Ranidae
Source: the annotation of a GenBank genome assembly